GCUCAUAACUCAGACACACUCUCUCUCACUCACUCACUGUCGGCUCCGGUGAUAUCUCCGGAGAAAAUGCAGUUCCCUCCGGCCAUCAUCUUAGCCACACUCUGCAUUGUCCUGCAACUCCUAACCAUCUCCUCCGCCUCGGUGAUACCCAAUCGCCACGUGUCUAACACUCAUUGGCUUCCUGCAGUUGCCACAUGGUACGGAAACGCCAACGGUGACGGCAGCGAUGGAGGAGCGUGUGGGUACGGUACGUUGGUGGACGUGAAGCCGUUUCAUGCUAGAGUUGGAGCUGUGAAUCCUAUUCUCUUUAAAAACGGUGAAGGCUGUGGAGCUUGUUACAAGGUUAGGUGCUUGGACAGGAGUAUCUGUUCCCGGAGAGCUGUCACUGUUAUUGUCACUGAUGAGUGUCCCGGAUGCUCCAAAACCAACACUCAUUUUGAUCUUAGUGGUGCUGCCUUUGGUCGUUUGGCUAUCACCGGAGAGUCUGGUCCCCUCCGCAACCGUGGUCUCAUCCCCGUUAUUUACCGGCGGACGGCAUGCAAAUAUAGACGGAAGAACAUAGCGUUCCAUGUGAACGAAGGAUCAACCGAUUUCUGGUUGUCUCUACUUGUUGAGUUUGAAGAAGGAGAAGGCGACAUUGGCUCCAUGCAUAUUCGCCAAGCAGGAUCGAGGGAAUGGUUAGAGAUGAAGCACGUUUGGGGAGCCAACUGGUGCAUCAUUGGUGGGCCACUCAAAGGACCAUUCUCCGUUAAGAUCACCACUUUGUCCGCCGGUAGAACACUGUCGGCAACCGACGUCGUUCCUAGAAACUGGGUUCCUAAAGCAACUUAUACUUCUCGCCUCAACUUCUCCCCGGUCCUCUAAAGACUAAUAUUAGUAUACUAUUGUGUGAUCUUUUUUUUUUUUUUUUUGAGGAGAGAAAUAGAGUGACUGAUGGCCGUAGGAUGGCAAUUGUAAGAAAAUCUAUCCGAAUCCAACGGCUCUUGCGUUCUCUCCUCUUCAUCCUUGUGUGUGUGUAAGAGAGAGUGUUGGUGAGUGUGUAGGAGCCAUUGUAGCCAUCUCCAAAGGGGAGAUAGAGCUGGGAGUAGUAUUUGGUGGUGUCAUGUCUUCUUUUCUUAUCUAAUUUUUGUCAUUUUCUUCUUCUAUUAUGGGACAUUAGAAAAUAUAUCAUAUGAAUAUGUGUUACUUCCACUUUCUAUUGUGGGAUACUAACUACAGAAACAGAG
Messenger RNA from Eruca vesicaria subsp. sativa (arugula), 1226 nucleotides. The record is from the annotation of a GenBank genome assembly. Lineage: Eukaryota; Viridiplantae; Streptophyta; Magnoliopsida; Brassicales; Brassicaceae.